Messenger RNA from Volvox carteri f. nagariensis, 1911 nucleotides. RefSeq lists its product as uncharacterized. The transcript has 5 exons. NCBI's taxonomy places the organism in Eukaryota, Viridiplantae, Chlorophyta, Chlorophyceae, Chlamydomonadales, Volvocaceae. The record is from RefSeq and is a predicted model, not a curated record. The coding region runs from base 748 to 1911 and encodes 387 amino acids.
UGCAGCUUACAUUCCGCAUGGAAAUGUCACGUCACGUGUCAUGUGCUGUUUGCAGCCCCUUUGCAUGCAGUCACUGCGGUGUAGUGUAGACGCAGCGGCCUCUCAUAGACGCGCGUACGUACAUACAUACAGACACGUAGCUUAACAAUUGGUCAUUGCGCGCCAGCCGCAGAUGCUUGUCGCCUUUAUCUCAACAGCCGCAGUCUCUCUCGUACGCAUAUCAACCCUUCAUCGAGGCUGCUACGGUUCUAUGACGCGACAGUUGGGACACUAACCCUGCCACGCAUUGCCACGCAGCAAUCGACCGGACGGAAGCGCCGCAGUAGUCAGUUGGAAGCGUGCAUGCAUGCAUGCAUGCAUGGACGUGCCGUUUGGGCCUCUUAUUUCAUGAGAGUCAAAGAAGGUGGGCAAGCCUUUUCGGCGCCAAAAAUGUCCGAGCCCUUCGGAACUAUGAGCACGUCAAGGCGGACAUGACAAGAAACAUGUAACACAAGCAGCAUAAAUAUAUAUUAGAUAUGCAGUAGAUAUAGAUAUAGAUAUAGAUAUGCAGCAGUCACUUUUCCUUCCUUGCUUCUACCAUGCUCACGGCAGUGUGCACCGAGCAGAUGCAUGCACCCACAGCUACGUACAUAACGCCGUUGUCACUGACAGACAUAAUACAGACCUACUAGGUGUACGUAUGGUGUACGUCGUACGCAUGCGUACAAGCCAUGAAAGCUUGCCAGCCAGAAGGCAUUUAAUUCAGCCAUGGAUAUUGACCACCAAGCAACUAAGAAUCAAGCGAGGCAAUGGACGAGAGAAUGUGCGCGAGAGGCUCCUGUAUGGUAUGUACAGGGCAUGCAUGCAUCGCUGGCUCGCUCGCUAGGGCUGGAACGAAGCCGCAGCGUGGGCCCGGCACGGUAUGGCAUAUAUACAUAUUUACGCAUGCGUAUAUAUAGACAUCGCACGCCUCGAGAUGCGAGCGGUUUUUUCCUUGGCAGCAGCCUUCGCGGGUUAGCCUGCGGUGCGAGCAAGGAUGAGGAUGAGGAUGAGGAUGAGGAUGAGGAUGAGGAUGAGGAUGAGGAUGAGGAUGAGGAUGAGGAUGAGGAUGAGGAUGAGGAUGAGGAUGAGGAUGAGGAUGAGGAUGAGGAUGAGGAUGAGGAUGAGGAUGAGGAUGAGGAUGAGGAUGAGGAUGAGGAUGAGGAUGAGGAUGAGGAUGAGGAUGAGGAUGAGGAUGAGGAUGAGGAUGAGGAUGAGGAUGAGGAUGAGGAUGAGGAUGAGGAUGAGGAUGAGGAUGAGGAUGAGGAUGAGGAUGAGGAUGAGGAUGAGGAUGAGGAUGAGGAUGAGGAUGAGGAUGAGCCAACUGUGUGUCACGUGGUCUCAAUAAAUAGCAUGUAUAGAAGCAUGUAUACUUACAGUCAGGCACGGUGCCUUACACACACGCACCAGGCUAUACCAUCAUGCUACAAGGUUUUCAUCCAUCCUCUUUGUUGCAUUUUCACGUCUUUUACAGAAAAGAACCGAUCGGCGGAUGACAGAGCCCGUGAUACCCAGGAUACUACACUCUUCGACCUUACCCUGUUGCUGUGGGAUGUGACUGUGGCUGUGACUGUUGGGGUGUUGGGCUGUAGCCGGGUAGGCUGUACCGCCGGUGUUGGAGGUGGUUGCCGGCGGGCAGGUGGUGGUGGCGUUGGUGCCACCGUGGUAUCCUUGCUUGUUGUUUUAAAGACCGAAUCGGUGUCGGAAGAUGUAGCAACAACAUUUAUUGAGUACUGGCUGGCCAGCACCACUGUCGAUCAUCAAAAUGAAAUGCGCCAGAAAGGAGGAAGAGGACGGGAAGAGGUCAACUUCAUUUAUGCAGUGGGAUUCGUCUGCCGCAUCUAUGACGACACGGCAAUUCACGGCAUGGAGAGGAGGACCCAACAUACCUAA